Molecule: messenger RNA, 552 nt
Organism: Colletotrichum truncatum
Lineage: Eukaryota; Fungi; Ascomycota; Sordariomycetes; Glomerellales; Glomerellaceae
Source: RefSeq, a predicted model, not a curated record
AUGGAGGGAAUCUCGGGAAUCUCUGGAAUCUCUAACGAAACUUACGAAAUAAUUCCACUCGUAUCAGCAGCCAGUAAUCGACUGUUUUGGACGCUCAACGGUCCUCUUGAGAGCGCAAUCCAAGUUGCGCCCAACCCGUAUUAUGAGCCAGGCGACGUCAUGGAACCAUACUUUCGUCCUGCCGCCGACGGUCUCGCGCCGGUCUGGCAUCCUAUAUCGCAAGAGUCUCUCAUGGGGCCCAAGAUCGACACAAUCACCGUCAGAAUUCGCUGCAUCGAUUCGUGGGAAGAGCUUUGGGUUGAGCUUAACCGCGACUGUACCGACACAAAGAAUGACCCCCGGCGGCCGCGAGCCAAGGAUACCCAGCCCGAGGCGACGGCCGGCGGCGAGUUUCUCACAAUCCACGAGUACGUCUCCGCCGUGCACCCGUGGCUCAUGGGCAUGCGCGAGGCCCAGAAAGAGGAGGCCUCGCGGAAAGUCAUGGAGAGAUAUAAAGCGAGAUCUGCGGAGCGAGUACGCGAGUUGGAAAGGUUCCGCCAACAGAAUAUUUGA